ACAGUGGAACUCCGUGCACCGCCAACAGUUGGCGCACGAAAUUCAAACCGCAUAGAUCGGUCUGGAUUUGGUUGGUUCGGAGUGGUGGAUGAAAGUGUGCGGUAUCAUAAUAAUAAUUAUGAAUGAAAACAAAAAAUAAAAACAAGCUGAUAGUGAGGGUGCACCCCGAGUCAAGAACUUUUUCGUGAUAGUCAUCCGUUCAUCCGGGAAGCGCACACAGGGUUCAGUGCUUCGACCCGAGCAAGGACAACUGCAGUGAACUCCGCCAAAAAAUAUGGCAAUGCAGUCUCUUUGUGGGAAACACUAAGAACCGUUCAUUACGCGACUUCAAAGAUGCAAUAACGGGGCGAGUGCGUCAUCAGCGCAGCCGCAAUCGAAGGUGUGUUCACUGGCGGGUUGGCUACGAAUGAGCGAAUCGAAUCCCUGACAGUUCAUACGCGCCGAAUUUCGUGGAAAGCCUGAACGACCGUAAAGUUCUAAGCCACACAGAGAACGCUACCAACACGAAGCAACAUUCAACGACAAGACAAGCGGACGCGAAAGAUUGGCUGCUGCAAAAAGUCCUUAUAAAAGCAUUGGUUUGCGCUUGUCCAUCCAAUAGAACAUCGAACGUUUGCCACUCAAUCGGACGCAUCGAAGCUAAACUUGCUCGCGCUCUUUUCUAAGUUAAUUGUAGCCCAAAACUAGCGGGCAAAAUAAGAAGUAUUCAAACCAGACACGUGAAUCGCGCAUUUUAUCUCCGUAUUCAGCUAUAAGGAUCGCCGGAUGGUGUGAAAAGCGACAGCUUACCGAAUAACUGUUAAUGAGUGAUCGAAUAGAUUAAAGUUUGCCUUAGCGCAACUUUUGUGUACGGUUUGUGGUGGCGCAUACGCGUGUGUGAUCUUGAACGACUAUUUAAAGGUAGCCCUCGAAGAGUUGUGUGCCUUCGCUUGAGCACACGUUUGUCAAUUAGCGAUUGAUUGGUGCUAAAAAUAAACACUCCAAACACUAGAUCGAGAUGAAGUCGCUCUCGCUGCUGCUAUCAGUCCUACUGAGUCUGCUGCUACUUACGGAACUGGUUCCAGCGACGCCAGUGUUGCUCGAUAAAUUGUUCGGAUUCGCCGCCUAUCAGCCAGCGAACCCGGGUGGUUACGGUGGAAAUCAGUACGGAUACUAUGGAACCGGCGGGGGAAGCUAUGCCCCGACACAGAAGAGGAAACCAAAGGGUCGUUCGUACAAGGACAUCUGCCGGGUGGUGAAUCCGACACCGUACGCACUGCCGGGCAGUAUACCAUUUCCGGGAGCACCGUUUUGUCCCUACUAGGAGGAGGAGUGUAGGACAUCGCUUCUAUCGUUAGCUGUAAUACUCGUUGUAAUGUGUUCCUUUCGCGCGAAUCUCGAAUCCAUCAUCGACAUUCCCUCAUACAUUCAUGACAUUUUAGUGAUAAGGUGAUAAUAAAGUGCAAACUAUUGUAGAUUAAACCAAUGUGA
This is a messenger RNA of Toxorhynchites rutilus septentrionalis, 1470 nucleotides long. RefSeq lists its product as uncharacterized. The record is from RefSeq and is a predicted model, not a curated record. NCBI's taxonomy places the organism in Eukaryota, Metazoa, Arthropoda, Insecta, Diptera, Culicidae. The coding region runs from base 998 to 1303 and encodes 101 amino acids. The transcript has 2 exons.